Messenger RNA from Microdochium trichocladiopsis, 3007 nucleotides. Its product is annotated as heterokaryon incompatibility protein-domain-containing protein. The record is from RefSeq and is a predicted model, not a curated record. The transcript has 2 exons. NCBI's taxonomy places the organism in Eukaryota, Fungi, Ascomycota, Sordariomycetes, Xylariales, Microdochiaceae. The coding region runs from base 41 to 2611 and encodes 856 amino acids.
AUGACUUGCCCAAGAAAGCCAACAAUCCCCUCCCAGCGCCAUGCCUCAUCUAAAACACCCAUAUGAGCACAAUGCAUGCGUGCAGACCCUUGCUUCAUCUUUUCCGGCCACACCCUGCCGCCCACGGUCCAGAUCCGUGUCGGGAGGGCCCCGCCAGACACCUCAAUGGCCUAGUCACGACCAGCGGCGCACGGGCUCUGCAGCAGAAAUCACCGCCGACACGCUCAUGGCCGAUUCAAGGAUCGUAGAUUCAGUGGGUGUAGCUCUUGCCAGCGUGACAUACUCGAGGGUGUUUAGUCUUGUUGGAGCAGAAGUUGGCCUUGAUCCGCCACUAUGGCUGUGCGACCCGUGCAAGGCACUCGUGCAGAGUCCGCCUCCGCCUAUUCACCAGAAUGAUGUAUUAAGUGCGGUAGGUGCUACGCCACCAGAGAGCUACUGGCGUCUUCAUCAUGCAAACCUCUUUCAGCUUGUCGACUGUUGCUUUGGCUGGGAACCAUCCAUACCUCGACGCUACUGCCAACUAUGCCAGGUCAUCUGGCGAGGUAUACGCCGCCAGCUCGCAGGCCGAAGGGCUGAAACUACAGAAGGGAGAUCUCGCUGCAAUCCGUCGCGCGACCCAUUGCAUGACUGGCUCGGAUCGCCUUCGUACCUCAAUUGCCAUGUUGGACUCAGGACAGCACGAGUCUUUACCCGCAACGGAUGCGACCUGAACUUCAACAUACCGCUUCCACCUCCGUCUCGAUACGGGGAAAGGUGGUUCUCAUUGCUCGUGAGGCCGACCCAUCGGCCACGUAGCGAAAGCUUGUUGUCUAGCUAUACGGGCUCGGCGCAAGUAUUCAAGCAGAUUCGAGACUGGAUAGAUACGUGCCACGAGAACCAUCAUCUGUGCCAAGACGAGAGCCAUCCUUUCGAGGAUCAGCCUACGCGGCUGAUUCAAGUUGAUAGAGCGACAAAUCAAGUGCGACUCAUCGACACUAUGUUGUGCGCUGGGCUUUCGAUAAGUGGUGUGGUCACGGGCACCACCGUGGAGAAACCCGACAUGGCAGAAGACAGCGCCGAAGUCAAAGCAUAUGGGCGAGCCUCGCAGGCGUUGCCCUACGUAGCCCUGAGUUAUCGAUGGGGCAUUGUCUCCUCUUCUUCACGAUUGCUUCUGACCGCAAACACUGAGCGAUCCCUUAGAGCUGGAGUCAGUAUGGCUGACCUACCUCGCACAAUACAGGAUGCCUGCGCCGCCGUCCUCGGCCUUGGCUAUCAAUACUUGUGGGUCGACCGUUUGUGUAUAUUUCAGGACUCAAGCGAAGACUGGAACCGCGAAGCCACGCGGAUGGCACAGGUCUACAAGCAUGCAGUGCUUGUCCUCGCGGCUAGCUGCGCCGUGGACGAGGACGCUCCACUCUUUCGAAAUCGAGGGCCAGCUGGGGGUGGUGUCCAGCCUUUAUGGCUGUGCUCGAUACCCCUCGCGCUGGAUAUAUGGCCCACUAAGAAAGGGCACUCUGCCGAAAUGAUGGGCGAGUUUAGACCUCAGAAACAACGAAGAGAACAGGAUGGAUACAGCAUCGACAGCCACCAUGCAAAUGAAGACGACCCCCUGAACGGCAAGCUUGGUCAUCUUGCCUCUCGCGGGUGGGCUUACCAGGAGCGUGUCCUUGCGAAACGCAUAGCACACUUCAGCAGCGAGGAGAUACACUGGGAGUGCCACACGCUCGAGCAGAGCGAGUCAAAUUCGAACAGGCAGACAUACGGGCUCGAACGCCCAACGGUGGACAUGCUGGAUCCCAACGUCCAUUGGGACAUGCACUACAACUGGUGCAGUCUUGUCACACCGUACAGCAGCCGCAAGCUGACCUUCCCCAAAGAUCGGCUGCCAGCCUUGUCGGGACUGGCAAAGGAGACCAAAGACGCCGUGCGACAGGACGUCCCAGCAGAGGCAUACUACGCUGGACUUUGGAGGUCGACAUUUAUAGCCGACCUCUGUUGGGGAACCUCCUUCAACGAACCAAGAGGGCCCCUCGACGUGUACACUGCCCCGUCGUGGUCCUGGGCAAGCCACGGAGGGCGAGUCGGAUGGUCCAUAGUCGCCACCGCCCGAGCUGAUGUCUACCCACUGGUAUCAUUGCAGGACGUCAAUUUGCAGCACCCUGGAGGUGAUGUUUACGGUGUGGUUGAUGACGGCUGGGUGAUCCUACGAGGCCAUUGCCUGCCAGUGUCAAUUGGCCUGGCUGGGCCAGGUUCCCCGUCCCUGGGGUCUCCAGCAAGGAUAUCAGCCCAGGGUCGUCAUGGGGGCAUCUCGGCCUUCGCGAUGGCUGUCAACGGUGCGGUAGAGCUAGAGGCUCUGAGUAAAAGAGCACAAGCAGGGUCACUGGAUGUUCAGUGUUUGCCAGUCUGCAAGGGCGACGACAAGCGCCAAGAGUUUGAAUGUUGGUGCCUGCUCCUGGCACCGCGGGGGGCCCUCAAGUACAAUCGCGUAGAGGAUAGGACUCUGAAGUCCCCAUCUGUGGCAUCUACGGUCGAAUAUGAGCGAGUAGGGUGGAUAGGGUUCCAGGUCACUGAUAAAAAAGGGUGGGAUAAUUGGCUGGCCGGACAUCCAAGAGAGGAUGUCGUCAUUUGGUGAAGCAUGAUUCUUCAUUCCGUUAGAAUCCGGGGCCCUGGACACGACAAGGGGUGCGGUAUGAAUACAUUGAGGCCCCCUCGAGAACCGAGCCAGUCUUGCGAGAUGACGCCAAGGUAUUUUGACUCAGGAGUACUCUCAAUAUAUAUUCUCUUGGGUACCAACUGCGAGGUCAAGAGGCUGGAGAUUAUCCCCUCCCAUCGAGUGCCACUCACAAACACCGCAUUCCCUGUUCAUCAGCUCCCAAUCCUCAAACUCUCCGGCGGCCCCAGUGCAGAAGUCUUGUAGCCUCCCAGAUCCAGCACGAUCUUCUGCAGCACGACGCCCGGUUCGAGCAGCCACACGCGCAGCUCGUGUUCCCCAACCGCCACGCCGCCGCCACCACCACCACCACCACCA